Galleria mellonella (greater wax moth) is the source of this 4225-nucleotide messenger RNA. RefSeq lists its product as uncharacterized. The transcript has a single exon. Lineage: Eukaryota; Metazoa; Arthropoda; Insecta; Lepidoptera; Pyralidae. The record is from RefSeq and is a predicted model, not a curated record. The coding region runs from base 1 to 354 and encodes 117 amino acids.
AUGGUGCUAGUCGCAAACGGGGGCAUGAGGACUCCCUCAGGGGCCCUAGCUCAUUUCCUGGCCGCAUAUACACCGGCAGAGCUCUCGCUCGCCCGCAGUGAUUACCUCCGCCCCCCGCUGUCCCCGAGCCGAUCCACCGUCUCCUCUGCUCAGAUCCACCCUCGCUCCUCCCUUUCGUUGCGGGCGGAGAGCGCGGACGUCGACGACGGGGCCAGGCUGCUGCGUCCCAAAAUGCCGCAUCAGUCCUACUCCUACAGCGUCCACACCCUCAGACGCCAGUCUCGGGCCCGCUCCCCGCCUUGCGACUGCCUCCCGGUCGAUCCGAUCCCCCCUCCCGAAUUGUUCGAUUUUUAAACGCUCCUGCUCAAUUUCGCCACUGACUUUCGCGGCCGAUACUCGGUUUUUGAAUUUGUAUCGAUUUUGAAUGUUUGAAAAUUUGAAAAUCGAAUCGGCCAUUUUUGUAACUAUGAAUUCUUUUUGAACUGUCGAACGUGUCGUAGGUAAUGUAAAUUGAUAAGUUCGAUUUUUAAAUUUGUCGAGCGACAGCAGUGUUGCGCUGUUGUCGACGAGGAAUUCUGUCGAUGCGUACCUACAUAGUGAUGUAACAAUGAUUGACUCGUAUGUCGAUAGUUGGACGUUCUAAUGGUAUAUGUGCCAAUGAGGUAUCAGGAAGAGAUCGCCUUCGAAAGCGAACAAUUUUAUUCGAGUAUGUUUACUGUAACUUAAUUUAAUAUUUUAGUUGAAUUACGCAAAUCGCUCUCAAUUUUACGCCACUUGUAAUAUAGAUUUACUCAUGAAUUUUUAUUCUUUGCCCCUUAUGUAGAUAUGUAAGUUGACUGAUCGGUCGACGGUACCGCGCGUUCGGUUGUUUAUAUAUGGCUCUAGUUUAUUUAUAUCAAUAUUAUUGUCGAUUAACUUUAUAGUCUGUUUUACGAAAUCUGUUUUUUUUUUUAUUUAAAUACGUAUCGUUUCCUGUGGGGCGUGCGGUACCGUCGUCUCGUAGGAUCGUUCGUGCUAUGGCUUACCAUAUAAACAUUACGUAUUUUUAUCUUGUAAUAAUGUACAAAGUGAGUUCGCGCUCAAGAGAUACAAUUUAGCAUUAGUUUUUAAUUUUAGUAUUCUUUUCCAAUUGUAAUGACAAAUAUAAAUAUACAAAAAACAUAUGGCUGUCGUCGAAUAGCGAUAUAACUGUUCAUAUUAUCGGUAUAAUAAAUUAAGUAUGUGUCGAUCGACCGGUUUGUGUUGGCACGCAGUAAUGUUGAUGUUGCAAGGGGCCGCGUAUCGAGAUAAGCUGGUCGGCCGACGGUAGUGCGGUCGCCCAUUGCUGUCUUUCUAAUUGUAAGGCUGGAUUAGAAAGUGUCAAAGGUUCAUUGUAAUGUUACAGGAUGGACUCACAAUCUAGACUCUAGAUAUAUUUACACUAAAUAAAAUUAUUAUGAAAUAAUUAUUAGAUGUAAUGUAUUUGUGAUCAAAGUAUUAUGGACUUCGUAGUUACAUAGCAAUAAUGUUUAUAAUUGUAACUUAAUUUCUAUAUUACGUCAGCCUUCAAUUUUUUAAUUUUGGAACGGUUCUCCAUUUUUUUUUUUGUGAUUUAGUGUGACGCUUUCUUUCUGUAUUCAUUCAUGUGUGACGUUUUCGCAUACUAGAUCAUAAAUAUUAAAUAUAGGUUUGGAUGUGCAACGCAAUGCGGUGACCGUGGAUAUUUUCUAUUAUUAUAUUUAAGUGUAGCGUUAUAAUUUUACAUGGAAUCACAUUUACGCAUCGGAUACUUCGGUCGGACGUUGUCGCGCUGUCGGAAACGGAAUGUGUCAAAAAACUGUCAAACUCAUGUCAUUAUUGUGUUGAUAUUUAUAAUUUUGUGUAAAAACAUUAUAUUCGGCAAUGUUUUGUUUUAUUUAUUGCAAUUAUUGAACCAAAGGUAUAAAAAGAAUAUGAAUUAAUACUAAAUAUAAUUAUGUCGAAUUUACAGGAUAAUUAUGAUAUGUCUAUGGAAUAAUCUUCAGAAGGUCGGGUAUAUUCUUUAUAUCUCUGAUAAGGUACUGUAUAGUUUUUUUUUUUUUAUUUCUGUACAACACUUAUCUUUUCCAUUUCAUAGAAAUAUGUUAGAAAUAUAUAAAUUUGUCGAUAAAAAGUAUAUUUCCCAUCUCUACAGAUUGUCAAUGAACUCAACUUGUCAAUUUUUUAAAAGUGAAUUUUAUGGUGUUAUAAAUAAAUAUGAAAAAAAAGGGAUGUGGGAGUAGGUAACUCGUAUAAACAGGGUGUUCACAUUAAAUUGUUGUUUUUUUUUUCUAAAAAUAAGACUAAAUUUUAUAUAUAUAUUUCAAUAAUAUAAAAGGCAUUUAUUAUUACAUUUUUUAAUUAGAAAAUCAAUUCAAUUUGAGAGAAAAGAUGAGAAAUGGGUAUGAAUAUUUUGCAGUAUUUAAACUAGGUAAGGAAAUGAUUUAAUUUGAGAUAUACAGAAAAGUGUUUUUAUAUCUCAUAUUGCAUCGGAUAUUUAAGAAUGAAGAUUUUUUUUUAUGUAAGUAUAACACGCUAGUUAAUUUUGUAAGAGAUAUUUGACUGUCGGCUGUUAAAUUAACUUCAUCAAGUAUAUAUACUUAAUAUUAUAUAAUUUUGGACUUUUGCAUUAUUGGCGCACUUCAGUCUUGUCGUGGCCACGACAUGGUGCAAUCCACGUCGAAACAUCGGCAAUAAAAAUCAGAUAUGUAGGUACUAUCAGCAAAAAAUUUUCAUCGCUUUAAGUCCCGAUAGUUUAUUUAAAAUACCAAAUAUUAAUAUUAAAGAACUGUUAAAAGUUUAUUUUUCUAUAAUUAGUAAUUUUCCCUACUUGCUGAUGUCAAAAAUAAAACAUCGAUAUCAAAAAAUAUCGACAAUUUGUCAACACUAAGUCACAUUUACGUUGGUUAAAUUAAUUUAGUUCAAUAUAGCGUUGAUUUAGGUAAAUAUUUCUAUGGUUAUUUUGAACAUCGCCACAAAUUUUUAAUAGCAUGGAUAAAUGUUUAUGCGCAAAUGGCGUCGGCUAUGGUUUAUUGUUAAUUUUAUAGAUAGUACUAAUUUCAUAGUGUUAUCUUAAUAAAUAUUCACCGUCAGUAUUGUCCAAGCUGAAAUAAUGUAUUUAAAAUUUUACAAUAUAUUAUAUAUAUAUAUAUAUAUAUAUAUAUAUUUUGUAGAAUUUUAAUCUCAAAUAUCUCUGCUCUGAUAUUGUCUAGGCAUGGCCUCCAUAAUAAGAUUUGUUCCUUUUAAACUUAGCUUUCAAUGUAAGUUAAAAAAAUUUGUUUAAAGCCACCUAAAUUUUACCCAUACAAAUAUAAUAAAAUGAAAAAAGGUAAACAUAUUACGAACGCGCCGAAAAUAGAAUCUACAGAAGAUCCUAAUUAGAGCUUCUGUGACAUUGGCAUACACUUUCGCGCCAAUAAUAAAUUUACAUUUUUUUAAUCCGUAGAAGAAGAAAACUAUAGAAAUACUAUGAGAGCGUAUGCAUUAUGAAAUAGCAAUAGAAUGACGUCAUUGAGCAAACGAACAAAUAAAUAUACUCUAUAAGCUGCAGAAACCGUUUACCAUCAGACGAGCCGUAUGCUUGUUUGCCAACUUUGUGGUAUAAAAAAACUUUUUCGCGAAUAUUUAAUUUGAAUGUGCAAUAUAAACAUAUUUUUGAAGUGACAAAUAAAUUGAUUAAUCGAAUAAUAAAAGCGUACCUACGCAAAGCAAGACAAUAAUAUUUCCGAUCUCGCUCACACUUCGUGUUUUGCUUAUAAAGGUGUCUCGUUCUAACUAUUGUGUGUCGUUUCUAUCAGGAGCGCAAGAACUAGCGUAAAUCUAUUCCUUAGUCACUUCAUUCCUUUUUAAAUUAUCCGACAAGAUGGUGAAAUAUGUAUAUGUGUUUAAAUUCGGAUUUUUUUUAAAUUGUUUUCUAAACGUACCUUUAAUUAUUGUCACAUUCUUUGACAUGUGUGUUAUUCCGAUAAUUGUCUGUUAAUUGCCUUGUAGAUUCAGAAAAUAAUAUACGUAAUAUAUGAUUAAAUAUAUUUAUUCUCCACAGCGCAACAACGCACCGACCCACAUAAUACUGUUUCCAUACCUACUGUAGUAAUAUAUUUAUAUAUAUGAGCUUUGUUUUAUUAUCUACUAAGGUGAUGUCGACGCGUCGGUCUGUCGCCGACACGUGGUACCUACGCUGUUUUUGUGAGAUAAUCAAGUGGAAAUAAAUUUUAUUUUUAAUUCCAUG